AUGACACUAUAUGAUCGACUCGAUGACAGCAACAGCAACAGCAACAGUAAUAAUAUAGAUAAUAAUGAGUUGGAGGAUACAUCAACAUCAGGUGAUGUACCAAUCAUUCCUGGAUACGGCGUGGCAACAGUCGAUUUGUUCUGGAGUGGUGGCACGUACUUUGCUUGCUCAUUCUGCAACAGCACGCUCAAUGUUACGUAUGCAUGCAGCUAUGAUGAUAUGGGCCACUGGAACAAUGGCAUCAAUCACUUUUUGGACCCAAUGCCAAAGGAUGCCGUGCUGCAGGCGGUCGGUUUCAACCUGUAUGGCACGUUCAACUGCCAUGCCGACAUGCAGAACGCCGUUGUGCAGAUGAUGAUACAGAAUGAGAACUUUGGCCCGCCCACCACAAUAGCCUACACGGCGCCCUUGUGCCAGUGCAUGCGCUGUCUGACCGUGCAGCCGAUGCCCAUCACAAACGUCACCCACCCGAACCUAUACAACGUAUCGGGCAUCAAUCAGCUGACGACCAACGUCAUUACCAACGGAGUCUGUCUGUACAAGGUGCAGGUGUUGCUCUAUUACACGAUGAAGAAGAGUGGAGGCUUCAACGACCUGUCCACCAAACAGUGGGCCAUCAUCUCUGGUUCAAUCGUGGGUGGCAUGCUACUCAUCAUCGUCACCUUUGUCAUUGUCAAGAGAAAGAUUGGACGCAUGGGCUAUCAAAAGAUCAAAGAGGGAAAGAACAUUGACAUUGGAGAGGUAAAGCUAGGCGAGCGCAUUGGAAAGGGUAACUUUGGCGAGGUCUACAAGGGAUACUGGCGUGGCGCCGUUGUCGCUGUUAAGAAGCUGCCUGCCCACAACAUUACAGAGGUCGUCAUGAAAGAGUUCCACAGGGAGAUCGAGUUGAUGAAGAACCUGAGACAUCCAAAUGUACUUCAAUUCUUGGGAUCAUGUACUAUACCUCCAAACAUUUGUAUAUGUACAGAGUAUAUGCCUCGUGGAUCAUUGUAUAGUAUCUUGCACGAUGCCAAGGUGGUACUUCAAUGGACACUCAUCAGAAAGAUGUGUCUGGAUGCCGUCAAGGGCGUAAUCUAUCUACACAACUCCAAUCCGAUCAUCUUGCACAGAGACCUCAAGUCACACAACCUCCUGGUGGACGACAACUGGAAGGUCAAGGUGGCCGACUUUGGUCUGAGUACCAUCGAACAGACGGCCACAAUGACUGCGUGUGGCACACCAUGCUGGACGGCACCGGAGGUGCUGCGCAACCAACGCUACACCGAGAAGGCAGACGUAUACUCAUUUGCCAUUGUGAUGUGGGAGUGUGCCACUCGCAUGGACCCCUACGCCGGCAUGCCACCCUUCCAGGUGAUCUUUGCCGUGGGUCGCGAGGGUCUGCGUCCGCCUCUGCCUAAGCAAUGUCCACCCGAGUUUGUAAAGUUGAUCACCGAGUGCUGGGAGGAGAAUCCACUCAUGCGGCCAUCAAUGGAGAACAUUAUGCAGCGACUAGAGAUGAUGGACCUAUCAGGUGGUGGUGGUAUUACUUGCCACUUUCACACUAACAACUACCUCUUUGAGAAGGACGACGACGACAAACAUUGGGGACGCAACAACGGCAACAUCAACAACAAACAUUAUUUAUUGGAUCACUGA
This is a messenger RNA of Acytostelium subglobosum LB1, 1635 nucleotides long. RefSeq lists its product as hypothetical. NCBI's taxonomy places the organism in Eukaryota, Evosea, Eumycetozoa, Acytosteliales, Acytosteliaceae. Gene Ontology annotation, molecular function: protein kinase activity; ATP binding. The transcript is spliced from 4 exons. The record is from RefSeq and is a predicted model, not a curated record. Gene Ontology annotation, biological process: protein phosphorylation. The coding region runs from base 1 to 1635 and encodes 544 amino acids.